AUGUCUCGCUAUCAGGUUGUAUUUGGAAAGGCAUGUCAUUUACCUGUAGAGAUAGAGCAUCGAGUCUACUGGGCUGUGAAAACUUGCAACUUCUCUGUGGAUCAGGCUGGAGAGGAAAGGAAAUUGCAACUAAAUGAACUUGAUGAGAACUCUAAAUUCUACAAGGAGAAAACCAAGGAGUUCCAUGACAGCUUGAUAGUUAGAAAAGACUUCGUGGUUGGGCAGAAAGUGUUGCUAUACAAUUCUAGGCUCAGAGUCAUGGGUGGUAACUUACUUUCAAAGUGGAUUGGACCUUUUGUUGUUACUAAUGUUUAUUCUUAUGGUACGGUUGAAAUCAAAAGUGAAUCCACGUACAAAAACUUCAAAGUCAAUGGGCACCGGCUGAAGUCUUUUCUCAGCCAUCCUUCCUUGUUGGAUACCGUUGUGAUAACUUUUAAACAAAUGUUUCUUCACAUGUAUUUUGCCAAAUCAUUUAGAAGUUUAAGUAUGACAAAACACAUGUUCUUCCAUUUGUAA
Messenger RNA from Vigna umbellata (rice bean), 516 nucleotides. RefSeq lists its product as uncharacterized. The record is from RefSeq and is a predicted model, not a curated record. Lineage: Eukaryota; Viridiplantae; Streptophyta; Magnoliopsida; Fabales; Fabaceae.